This is a messenger RNA of Megalops cyprinoides (Indo-Pacific tarpon), 1823 nucleotides long. Its product is annotated as cytochrome P450 2D3-like. The record is from RefSeq and is a predicted model, not a curated record. Lineage: Eukaryota; Metazoa; Chordata; Actinopteri; Elopiformes; Megalopidae. Bases 4 to 1479 code for a protein of 491 amino acids. Gene Ontology annotation, biological process: xenobiotic metabolic process. The transcript has 9 exons. Gene Ontology annotation, cellular component: cytoplasm; intracellular membrane-bounded organelle. Gene Ontology annotation, molecular function: oxidoreductase activity, acting on paired donors, with incorporation or reduction of molecular oxygen, reduced flavin or flavoprotein as one donor, and incorporation of one atom of oxygen; heme binding; iron ion binding.
ACCAUGCUGGGCUCCUUGAUUCUGCUGUGGAUCAGCUUCUGCCUCCUCUUCUUCCUCUUCAGAACCCAGAGGCCAAAAAACUUCCCUCCUGGACCUCGUCCCGUCCCAGUUUUUGGGAACCUACUGCAGCUGAACCUGAUCAAUCCCAUUAAUGACCUACAGAAGCUGGCAGGGCGGUAUGGGAAGGUGUUCAGUCUGUACAUCGGGAGCAGGCCGGCCGUGGUGAUUAGCGGUGCGCAGGCCAUGAAGGAGGCGCUGGUCACUCGAUCGGUGGAAUUCGCAGGACGACCUCAGGACCUGAUGGUCAACCACGUAACAAAGAGCAAAGGUGUCAUACUGGCCAAUUACGGGUCCAGGUGGAGAGAGCACCGCCGGUUUGCACUAACGACCCUGCGGAACUUUGGCCUGGGGAAACAUUCCAUGGAGGAGAGGAUUCUGGGAGAAAUUCGCCACAUCAGCUCUUGCUUAGAGAAGAAUGCUGGGAAAUCCAUGGUUCCUCACCAUCUAUUCUCCAAUGCAACGUCUGACAUAAUUUGUUCAGUCAUAUUUGGAUCUCGAUAUGAACAUGAAGAUGAAGUAUUUCAGGCAUUGAUUACCAAGAUGGAAGAACUUACAAAGAUUACCAACGGACCCUGGGCCAUGCUGUACGACACACUGCCUCUGCUGAGAAACCUGCCUCUACCGUUCAGGAAAGCGUUUCAGAACUACUACAGCAUUCAGGAGCACGUUUUGGGCAUUGUGAAGCAGCACAAGAAGACUCGAAUCCCAGGGCAACCAAGGGAUUUCACCGACUGCUACCUGGAUGAACUAGAAAAGCAAGGUGAAAGUGGCUCUUCCUUUGAUGAAAGUCAGAUGGUUGCUCUCCUAAUGGAUCUCCUCCUCGCUGGAACGGACACCACCUCUAACACGCUCCUUACGGCUUUCCUGUACCUCAUGACUCACCCAGAUGUUCAGAAGAGGUGUCAGAGGGAGAUUGACACGGUGCUUGGGGAGAAGGAACAGGCCUCUUACGAGGACAGACACAGGAUGCCCUACAUGCAGGCCAUGAUCCACGAGGUCCAGCGAGUCGCUGACACUGUUCCCCUUAGCGUGUUCCACGCCACCACCAAAGACACCCAGCUGAUGGGCUUCGACAUCCCCAAGGGCACCCUCAUCAUUCCCAACCUCUCCUCUGUUCUGAGUGAGGAGAGUCAGUGGAAGUUUCCCCAUGACUUCAACCCUGAGAACUUCCUAAACCAACAGGGGGAGUUUGUGAAGCCAGAGGGCUUCAUGCCUUUCUCCGUGGGGCCUCGAAUGUGUCUGGGAGAGGGUCUUGCUCGCAUGGAGCUUUUCCUGAUCUUGGUGACGCUUCUGCGCCGGUUCCAGUUUGUCUGGCCCGAGGAUGGUGGGGUACCUGACUACACCCCUGUUUUCGGGGUCACCCAGACACCCAAACCCUACAGAAUGGGCAUCAGGCUGAGGGCAACCCAGAGAGGGUGAACCAGCAGACAUCCCACAGAGGCUCCCCUGAUGUUAUAGACAUCAGCUGGUCACAUGAUGAGUAACAAACAAUCUAACAAUGACCUUUUCCUCUAAUAUUGUUCAUACAUAUUUCCGCAGUCUGUGUUUCUCAUGGCUGAAUUGCUCAGUUGUGGAAUCAUAUAGAUAUCUUUAAUCAACCCGGAGUUAGAUCCCAAAGAGAAACAUGAGCAUGUAACCAUCCUAGGUGUUACCCUGUCAUUGUCCAACAGUGUAACUGGAUGAUAUGUAAAAAAAAAAAAUGAAGGCAAUGGAAAUUCAUAAGGAUGAGGGUGUGUGCAAAAUAAAGCAUUUUUGGCAGUAGA